Molecule: messenger RNA, 2329 nt
Organism: Mus caroli (Ryukyu mouse)
Lineage: Eukaryota; Metazoa; Chordata; Mammalia; Rodentia; Muridae
Gene: Galns
Product: galactosamine (N-acetyl)-6-sulfatase
Molecular function (GO): arylsulfatase activity; N-acetylgalactosamine-6-sulfatase activity
Source: RefSeq, a predicted model, not a curated record
CUCAUUCUGCCGCCAGGGCCCGCCCUACAGUCCAAAAGGAACCGCGGCGGGCUCGGGACUGGGUCUUGGCUCCUCAGCGGGAGUUUGGUUUGCUAUGGCGGCCUGUACCGCAGCCCAGCAGCUGCUGCUGGUACUGAGUGCCCUAGGACUCUUGGCCGCAGGUGCUCCGCAGCCCCCCAACAUCGUGCUACUGCUCAUGGACGAUAUGGGGUGGGGUGACCUGGGUGUGAAUGGAGAACCUUCCAGAGAGACCCCAAAUUUAGACCGGAUGGCUGCAGAAGGGAUGCUUUUCCCAAGCUUCUAUUCUGCCAACCCUUUGUGCUCACCAUCUAGGGCAGCCCUGCUCACAGGAAGGCUACCCAUCCGCAAUGGCUUCUACACAACCAACGCUCAUGCAAGGAAUGCUUACACACCUCAGGAGAUCAUGGGCGGGAUCCCUAACUCAGAGCACCUCCUGCCGGAGCUCCUGAAGAAGGCAGGCUAUACCAACAAGAUUGUGGGCAAGUGGCAUCUGGGUCAUAGGCCCCAGUUCCACCCCCUGAAGCAUGGAUUUGACGAGUGGUUUGGAUCCCCCAACUGUCACUUUGGACCGUAUGACAACAAGGUCAAGCCCAACAUCCCUGUGUACAGGGACUGGGAGAUGGUCGGCAGAUUUUAUGAAGAGUUCCCAAUUAACCGGAAGACUGGGGAAGCUAACCUCACCCAACUCUACUUACAAGAAGCUCUGGACUUCAUCCGGACACAACAUGCAAGGCAGAGCCCCUUCUUCCUCUACUGGGCCAUCGACGCCACUCAUGCACCAGUUUAUGCCUCAAGACAGUUCUUGGGCACCAGCCUUCGAGGGCGGUAUGGCGAUGCUGUUCGGGAAAUAGAUGACAGUGUUGGGAAGAUCUUGAGCCUUCUGCAGAACUUGGGCAUCAGUAAGAACACAUUUGUCUUCUUCACGUCUGAUAAUGGUGCGGCCCUCAUUUCUGCUCCCAAGGAAGGUGGCAGCAACGGUCCCUUCCUGUGUGGGAAGCAGACAACAUUUGAAGGCGGGAUGAGGGAGCCUGCGAUCGCAUGGUGGCCAGGACACAUUGCUGCAGGCCAGGUCAGCCACCAGCUGGGAAGCAUCAUGGAUCUCUUCACCACCAGCCUGUCCCUUGCAGGCCUGAAGCCCCCCAGUGACAGGGUGAUUGAUGGACUUGACCUCCUCCCCACCAUGCUCAAGGGCCAGAUGAUGGACAGGCCCAUAUUUUAUUACCGUGGCAACACUCUGAUGGCAGUCACUCUUGGCCAGUACAAAGCACACCUCUGGACUUGGACCAACUCCUGGGAGGAGUUCACACAGGGCACUGACUUCUGCCCCGGGCAGAACGUUUCAGGAGUCACAACCCACACCCAGGAAGAACACACGGAGCUACCCCUGAUCUUCCACCUGGGACGGGACCCAGGGGAGAGAUUCCCACUCAGCUUCAACAGUGAUGAGUACCAGGAUGCCCUCAGCAGGACCACCCAGGUUGUCCAGGAGCACCAAAAGUCCUUGGUCCCCGGACAGCCCCAGCUCAAUGUGUGUAACCAGGCUGUCAUGAAUUGGGCGCCCCCAGGCUGUGAAAAGCUAGGGAAGUGUCUGACACCUCCUGAGUCUGUCCCUGAGAAGUGUUUCUGGGCCCAUUAGCCAAGACCAGAAUCUCCAGCCAGCCCUGCAAGUGCCCGGGAGACCUUGUCCUUCGGACUGAUGAAUGGAAGAGACCAGCUGCCCUCUGCCCACCCAUCCCUGGAUGGACGGCCCCUGCAACCAGGUGCAAGGCUCCAAGACUGCCGAGCACCGCAGCCCAUCUUGCCAACUGGCUCCUGAAAAGGAAGCUGGAGCCUUGAUCACCGUAGGUGCGCCAGCCUAGGGUCUGAAGCACUGUCACUGUCCCUGCAUACAUUUCAACCUAGGUGUUGUACACAAAAGUGAAGAUUUCAGCGAAAUGCCAAGGAAGUGCCAUCUAUCUGGCUUCUCCCCCAGGCCAACCCUCUGAGCCACCCUACCUCUUUUGCACUGGCUACAAACAAAAGACAAAGACAGUGCCUUUUCCUGUCAAGGUGGCAUCUGCCCUGCCCCAUGGAGAUGGGAAGAUGACAUCCCUGGCUCAGGGCAGUAUGGGGCCACUUCUGUAACCUGCCACCUCUCAUGUGUUCCACAUAAUCUCCAAGACACUUUCUCUGAAGGCUCAUGGGAGUUGUCCGUCAUGAACAAGUUUCCACGUCUGUGCAGUAACUGCAGAGCCAAGGCUGAGUUGUAAAGGUUGGGAAAUGGUGGUGAAGAGGUUGAGAGAAAGAAUAAAGGAACAGGAGUGGGUUA